Molecule: messenger RNA, 3129 nt
Organism: Aspergillus calidoustus
Lineage: Eukaryota; Fungi; Ascomycota; Eurotiomycetes; Eurotiales; Aspergillaceae
Source: the annotation of a GenBank genome assembly
AUGCUCCAGUACAAGGCAGAAGGUACGUUCCUUUGGGUAGGAAUUGCGUGCGAAGAGUUGAUGCGGGUGCAAUCCAUGAGAGCAGUCAAGACCCUACAAGCUCUGCCGCGCGGAUUAAGCGCUCUUUACCAAACCCUUCUGAGCACAGCCAUGUCAUCAGGGGAUGAGGACGACCGAGAUUUUAUCGUCAAGAUCCUAACUUGGGUGGCCUAUUCGCAGAGACCAUUGACUCUGGACGAACUAUCUGAAGCCUGUGAGCUAUUCCCCGAAGAAGAUGAAGAAACCCGUUGUGUUUUCACUCGAGAUACCAUUGACCUAUGCCGUCUGAUGGUAAUCGUUCAGGAUGAGCAUGUCCUGCUCUUGCAUACCUCUGUCAAGGAUUUUCUCGUGAACAGUACCAAGGAAAUCGAUUUCCUAGAGGCAAAUUCUGCUCUCUCCUAUCGAUGCAUCAACAGGCUCAUUCAGAGCUACGGCUCAAACGUCGCAGCUGGAGAUGCGCAAUUCAACCGAGGAUUUCUGAAAUAUGCUGUUAUGUACUGGCCACGCCAUGCGCAGCUUGCGGGAAGCAAAUUUGGUAUCAGACAAGAUCAGGCAUACUUUUUCCAGAACCAUUGGAAGAACUGGCUUCGAAGUUAUCAGGCUGCGAGCCCAUCUCGCAGUGGAUUCGAUGCGAGUUUCUCAGCCUUUCAUGCUGCGGUUCAUUGGUCACUGCCCCAACUUCUGUCAUCAAGUAUCGAAAAUCCAGAGCAGAAUUUUCUUGAUUUGUUUACAGUUCAUGGACUUGCUGCAUAUGUGGAUGCUAACUUCAAAGAUUCCGAAGGGGUAACACCCUUACAAGAAGCUAUGAGGCAUCACGAAACUGAAAUCAUCUGCCUAUUUCUGUCGAAGCUACCACCCGGGUACAUUCUAGAGGCAAGUCUGGUUGAAGAAGUGGCUAGAGACAUGCAGUGUGGCAUUGAAAUCAUGCAACUCCUCAAACAGUAUGGAACACACAUACAAGUCACCGAAGGCGUUGUUAUGGCAGCAGCAGAGAACGAUAGCGAUGGAGGAGAGAUUAUCGCAUUGCUCAUCAUGCAACAAACUUACCCAUUUCCGGUCACGGAGAAGGUCCUAUCGCUUAUUAUGAACCGUUUUGGCAAGCCGAUGGUGACCCUGCUUCUUGAACAUCGGGGGGAGCAGAUUCAAUUCACAGAGGCGAUGCUGGCAUCAAUGGUUGUGCAGUUGGACUCGACAGUGACAACACUUCUCCUCAACCGGUGCGGACAUCGGUGUCUCAUCCCGAAAAGGGCCGUCAGUUCGAUAUUGACAUUCUUCGAUGGGAAAGUGGCAUCCCUGCUUUUUGAGAAACAAGGGGAGCAGAUUGAAAUUACCGAAGAUACUCUCGUGGCUGCAGCGAGCAAUGCGGCACAUGGGCAUGAAAUUAUGAAGAUUCUGAUAAGCCAGAAAUAUGAUCGGCACAGAAUAACCGGGCGUGUAUUCGAGGCAGCCGCUUGUAAUCAGACCAGUGGACAGGAUAUCUUGACUCUGCUUUUUAGGUACGGGGAGGGCCAGGUUCAAAUCUCCCAAAACGAUGUUUGCCUGAUUAUGGAGUAUUUCGACGCGAACAUGGUCGCGCUUCUUUUUGCAAAAUGUGGACACCAAAUUCCUGUCACUGAAGACGUGAUCGUAGCCGCAGCAAAGAAUUACUUUGAUAUCGAAAGAGUCAUGACCCAUGUUAUUGAUCGCUGGGGCGAUCAAAUUCAGAUCACAAGACAGCUGGUGCAAAUCUUGCUCCGCAAAUGCCAACGCAUGCUACAGGGACUACUGGAUUUCCAGAAGCAAAACAGCCCGGACGACAACCAUCAUCUAAGAAGGAAGAUCAUAUUAGCAGCCUUGUUACAUUUGUACGGUAUUUUGCCGGACUCAAACUUUGAUAAAGCAGUCAAGCCCUUGGAUCCGGCACUGGAGUUUCUCGAAUCAUCUAUAUACCAGGUUUGCAGCAUGAAAACUGUACCGGACUACGUGCCUACCCCCGCUAUCUUACUGCUUAUUCGAAAAUGUGAGUUUGAGGUCAUCAGUUACAUACUCGCACUGUGUGAGUAUCGGGUUCUGGUUACUCACGAUUUGGCUACUGCACUGGCGGAGAAAGGAGCACUUGGAGUAACCAUCAUGAUGUUACUGCUCCGACCAGACUCCCUCCAUGUGAGGUUCGAUACUGCUAGUCUUCUGGUAAUAUGCCGGAGAUUUGACCCUCAAAUUCUCGCUCUCCUAAGGAGCAAGGGAGUUCUCAUCCAGUCUCCCUCGGUAAUGAUCGCAGCAGCUGCAGGCAACUGGACCAGUGGGAAAGGCAUGGCACAUGCUCUGUGCGAGGUGAACGGCCAACGCUUGGAAUUGACAGACGCUGUGGCACUAUCAGCUAUCGGCAACUGGAGAAGUGGGGAGGAAUUCCUUACAACUCUGCUCCAACAGCCUUGGGGUCGCAUUCGACUCACGAAAACAUUCACGAUGGUAGUCUGCCGACAUUGUAGUCAGACUCUUGUAUCUUUGUUGAUAGGUCGAUUGGCUGAUGGUUUAUUCAAGAUAGCUAUGGGCGCGCUGGCGACAUUAUGCGAACGAUUUGAUGCCCGUCUCAUUGCCAAGUUACUCAACAAAUGUCACGGACUUUUCACAAUUUCAGAAGACAUACUUGAGUCUGCUGCGCUGAACUGGAGAUACGGGGACGAGGUCAUCGCACUGUUGAUUCAGACAGCAGAUCCACGGACUCCAAUCACAGAGGAGACAAUGGUGGCCGCAGCAAGCAACUGGUACUGCGGAGCGAAGAUCUUGGAUGUCUUACUCUCCAGAAGGGAGAAUGUACCGAUUACACAGCGUGUUUGCCGGGCAGCAGUGUCAAAUUACUACUGCGGGGAGGCUGUCCUCAAGUCACUUCUGAAACAACCUUGCGACCAUCAUAUUUUCAUCACUGAGGGGAUAUUAAUGGCCGCAGCGAAGAAUUCUCAGUGUGGUCUCAAAAUCCUGCAGCUCUUGCAUGACCAUUUUGGUCGGAUCCCAAUCACCGAGAAUUUGUUUCAUGCCGCAAGAACAGGACCCGAUCAGUUUGGGGCAUUAGCAAUCUGUGAUCUUCUCUUCAGUUGGACGGGGGAGCAUUGA